Messenger RNA from Lineus longissimus, 9796 nucleotides. RefSeq names its product ionotropic receptor 25a-like. Gene Ontology annotation, biological process: synaptic transmission, glutamatergic; modulation of chemical synaptic transmission. Bases 205 to 1233 code for a protein of 342 amino acids. The transcript has 5 exons. Gene Ontology annotation, molecular function: glutamate receptor activity; transmitter-gated monoatomic ion channel activity involved in regulation of postsynaptic membrane potential. Gene Ontology annotation, cellular component: postsynaptic density membrane; plasma membrane. The record is from RefSeq and is a predicted model, not a curated record. Lineage: Eukaryota; Metazoa; Nemertea; Pilidiophora; Heteronemertea; Lineidae.
GCGUGGAGUGUCAAGUUGCUUCACAUUCAUGAUGCAACGUAAAUCACGUUGCACUGGUUGGAGUGUACUUCGGUGAGGGCUCUGUCAGGUUACGGAUCUGUCACAGCAACGCAAUUCCCUGGGUACGAGAUUGGUUUGUUUACGUUUUGCAGUGUCGUCAGUGGAUCUACCUUCUGUGAAAUUCGCGAGGAAAUAAGGCAAAAAAUGGAUUUAUUCAUAGGGAUAUUGCUCCUUGUGCUUGGUCUUGUGAAGUCAGCGUCCGUUGAUACAACCCCGUCCCCGACACCUACUCCAUCGUCAUCUCCCAAGCCAAAACUAUUGAUAACAUCAGUCGUGGAGCCGCCGUUCCUUGACAUGGAAGAUGACUUCUGGAAAAAAAUGGGCAACGACCGAUACCGAGGCUUCAUCGUCGAUCUGCUGAACGAAAUGACGUCACGAAAAGAGAUCGAUCAGCCUUUCGAGAUCGUGACGUCAAAUGAUGGGAAAUACGGCAACAAAGACAACAAUGGCAAUUGGAACGGAAUGAUCCGCAUGCUGAUAGAUGAGCAAGUUCAUGUUGCCGCCGCCGCAAUUGUUCCAACAGAUGACACGAAAGAAGUGGUCGACUUCGGGGAUUUCUUCAUCUCCGGUGGACUAACUGCUGUGAUGUACAGAGAAGAGAAUAGCCAAGAACCUCCUUUCAACAAGACGCUUAGCGACAUCGCGAACAACCCGGAUAUAACCCCUGGCUAUGUCCAAUGGAGUCCAACCCAAGCCUUCUUCAAGAAGAAGGGUAACAAAGAUAUUGAAAAAAUCCAAAGCCGGAUCAUUUCCAAGAUGGGUGUGCCGUCCCCCUACGUGAUGACGGUCAAAGAAGGCAUCGAGACCGUCCGGAGAUGGCAGGGCAAAUACGUGUUGUUCACGGAUUACAAUUUCGGAGACUAUUACGCUGCUCGGCAGCCCUGUAACCUUGUAUUAUCAGGGAAUUUAAACAGCCAGGGUUAUGCGCUUGCGUUUCAAAAGGGAUCCAGUCUAGUUGGUAAAUUUAAUGAUGCUUUGAACGCAAUGAGGGUGGAUGGAAAACUACAAGAGAUUGUUGAUAAGUGGUACAAAGUGCCAAAAGACAAAGCGUGUGAAAGUUAUUCAUUUGAUACUCCUGCACGGAGCCUACGGGUAAGCGGAAGUUUCGCCAUAUUAGCCUCGGUUUGGACUCUUAUACCAACGUUUGUGGUUUUUAUUUUCACCAUCCAGUAGAUAUCAAAUUGUGUAUUGUGCAGUAGACCAGAGAUGACGUCUCCUCCCGUUGCACAUCGCAUUCCCAGGGAUAUUUCCUAAAUAACGGUGGGCUCUGCGCAUGGGCUGUUAUAAUGUCAGGCCGCUAGAUUAGAAUAUAUUACUAUGCAUUGACGUGCGAUCUUAGCACAGUAUACACAACGUGAUGUCCACAAGCUUUGACAAGGGAAUUUGGUAAAAUAUUGUUCUGGUGCUAGAAAAGAACAAGCACAUUCGCGCAGUUAGGAACAGCUCUUGAGGUCACGCGAAUGUAUGCCGGGCUGCUCUGUAUGCUUGUUUAAGUAUACAUGGAGUGAGUUGACGUCAAUGCCCAAGAUAAGAAUGGAGAAAAAUAUGGCUUCAGGACACAGCUAGAGGGGUCUGGUCUACUGCAUUUACUGGUUUGUAUUCAACAACAGAUGAGAGAUUCGGUUUAUCAGUGCUGUCGGCAAACAUUACCAAGGAAGUACAUGUAUCGCCUUUGGGGUAAUUCGAUACUUGCAAUGAACUAUCAUUUAUCAUGGCCAAGCGAGCACAUCCUACAAGGAUCAAUGGAAUAACAAUGGAGGAAUAGAAAUGAGAUCAUGAUGAAAUAAUGCUGCGCAGAUUAAGCCACCAGGUUGCAAGAUACCGAGUGUUCAGCGGGACAGAUAUUAGUAUGAUUAAAUGGUAGGCAUAUAUCUGUCAAAGGAACAAGCCAUUCAUCAAUGUCCAGCAUUAAUACUGACUGACUCUUGAAAUAUAAACAUUCGAGUGAGCAGCCUACUAUAAUUACUAAUCAAGUAAUUAUCAUCUGAGAAUUAAACUCAGGUAAAAUUAAAACAACCGCAGCUCUUUCGUUCAACAACGCGGCGAACCCAUUGUAACGUCACACUAUUGCGUUACACAAAUCCCGCAGAAAAUAUGCCAUCCAAUGUGCCAUUCUUCAUCAUUUUGAAUAUCAAAAUUGAAUAUUCAUGUCUACCGUAUUUCUAAUUUGCAUAAUGUACAUUUACUAUUCUACUGAUCAUAAACUUCUAAUCGUGGUUUUGGUUCACACAGUACAUCUGAUUGUUUACAUCAGGUAAAACGUGUUCGCCAAGUUCUGAAAAUCUGUAAUAUGUUCUUGUAAUAAGAAAUCACGUGCUCAUUUUUAAAAAAAUGAGCAAAUCAUUUUUGAAUGUUAACCAAGGUGUCUCCUAGUAGGCCCCAUUUGCAUUUAUUAGUCGAAACAGUUAUAAAAUUGCCUAUAACAAACAAUUUGUAUCGCAUAUGGUAUAUAGGUUUCCGCUACGGCAGAGGUUGAUAUUACUACCGCAUAGUCUUUGCAAGAAAACGACAACCAAAAUAUAGCUAUCAUAUGUUUUGGGUUUUAUGUCUGGUAUCAUCUGGUGUUUGUCGUUUAUUUCAUGUCCCUGUCAUAUUUUAGUGACAAUUGUAUUCCAAAACACCCUAGAUACACUUUACAAACAUAAGCGUUUCUUUUUGAUGACUUUAAUUAGUUAAUUGUAUAACAUGAUGAUCAUAUACGUUCAUUUGUUACUGACAACCUGACAAUGUAAAGGACCCUUGGGAUUAUUAUUGCAGUAUGUUUGUUCUUCUGUUGGUCCAUCUGUAAACUAUUUUUCUGAACCGUUUGAUGAUUUUUUAAAUUUGUUUCAGCUCUUAAUUAGAUAGUAGAAAAACGCGGUAUUCGUUAUUUUCAAUACAAGUCCUGGCGCGAAAGACCAUUGCCGCCGGGUGAGUGCACGCCGAGAUCCGAGUUCACGUCACCCCGCUAUUAAGACGCAACGUCAUUUCCAUUUAUCGUCGCAGUUACGGGAAAUCUCCCGGGCGCCGGGCCAAAUAAUGUCCAAUUUACAUGCACCCGCUGAAAUUGUCACAUAGUCCGAUCCCUCUGCCACAUUUUGAUCGUCCACACACUGAUCCAGUGUGUAUAGUGCGCUGCUUAUAACAUGGAUUGAAAGACCUUCUUGAUAUUUUUCGAUAAAGACACCUUUUAAGGAUGUCGUGAUAGUAUUUUCAUAACACCGUGAAGUUUAUUUGUGUCAAACAGAUGCGUAAUAAAAAUAUAAAUUUUAACAAUGAAUGGCGCUGUCACGGGCGCUCAGUGUUGCUGUGAUAUGUGAUCAGGUGACAGCACGACUGAUCACCGCGCCUUUUCGCCUCACUUCAAACAGGAUUUGUGCAUUUAUGCAGGUUUCUCGCAUCUCAGGUAUGUGACCUUCCUCGGCGUCGCUCAGGUUAUGAAAAUCCUCUUUUUGAUUUGUUUUUAGUUUUAUGAAUGGAUCGUAUUCUGACAAAAUUCGAUUGAAAAAAGCCGUUUCGCGAUCCCUCGUCCUACAUUUUGAAAAGAAGCAGAACGCGCAGUGAUAUUGCGCGCAUGCUUAUCCAAACUUGGAUAGGUCCAUUGUGACAUCUGUUGGUCAUCCAUUGUUCCCAUUGUGGAGAGGUGACUGGUGAGCUAACUGUGGCAGAGACAGUAGGUCGAGUGAGACUUGGCAAAGAUGAUAACCAUUGACGACGCUUGGAGAAUGAGUUACGGGGUUAUAAAGCGCCAUCAGCGUGACGUCGGAAAAAUCGAUACCAGCACCAUGACGUCAAGGGGUAGUUCCUAGCUCCAGGCAAAGCCUUACUAGUGCAUCGUUCCACGUGAAAAAAGUCGAUGCGUGGAGAGCUAAUUCGUUUCAAAUCGGAGUCAACGUCGGAAAAGCGCGAUGAUUCAGUCAGAUUUCGAAUAUUUCCUUUUUUUGUGCAAUUUGUUGAUCAGAACUAUGUCAGAAUAGGAGGUGCCUGGGCAACCGAUAGCUGGGUAACAUUGCCCUUAAUAAUGCUAAUGGUCAUUUAAGUUUAUUUGAUAUUACAUGUAUAAUUAUAACCUUACUGGUAGCACUUACUUUUAAUGCGCGCCUUUCGAAGGCGAAACUAUUGAGAGGCGGAGUGAUGAAUUAUACAACGCACGUUCGAAGAUGUGCCUCUUUUCUUUUCAUGGCGUUUAAGGCUUUAUUUAUGUAUAUAUCUCCGAUUGCACGAUUCUGCUCUCUUCAAAGCGGAAUGUAGCAGUCGAAAUGGUCGAAAAUGUCCGCCUUGUGUCUGACCCUCUGAUAGGCGACGGAUCAUGCUACAUUAUGACCCUAGGACUGUCAUUACCAAUGAAAUUCAACGCGAAUACAUGUAAUUGACAUUCAUUAGCCCACCAGACAUUCUAUCCUGAUGAGGCAUUCAUACGUCCACAAAAGACCGAUUUGGGGUAUUAAAAUUAUAAUGAAAUAUCACGGGAAUCUCUCUCAACAAUGUUUUGAUAGGACGAUUUGUUUAUAAGUUGGACUUAUUACAAGUAUUAGAACGGGAAAUAGGAGAUACAUUUUCACAGCCCCAAAAUGGACUUUUUAUAUAUAAUAAAUAUUACAUGGCGGAAAAAAUAUCACUUUGAGUCAGAGGAGUAGAUCGGAAUUGUUUGUGCCAAAGCGAAAGAAGCGGAAUAGUCUAACCGUGCGUUGUUCUGGGAAGGACGUGGUAUAAGGGCACUAACAUUUUCGUCACACCAGAAUAAAGACAAGCACGAAUAGUUCGAAUCAACUGUGGUAGUGUGCAUCAAGAAGAUUGCAUUAUUUUAGCCCGUUCAACAGUAUAAAAUUUGGUUCUUUAUUGAAGAACAGUCAUUGGCCCAUGUUGUUAUUGUACGCAGCGAGAGAAGUCAGUUCAUUAUUUCCAAAUGAACCCAUUUUGACUGUUGUCCUAGUAGCUUAUUAGUUCGGAUUUCGUUCACAAGGUUGUUCGACCUUUUUUUGUCGCAAACAACUAAAAUAUUGGUGAUUCUGUAAUUGAAUGUUUAACGUUGACUAUUUGACGCUCAUUCUGCACUAGUUUGCAACACGCUAACUUAUACCUUAGAAUAAGUUGUGUUCUGACAGUAUUUCUCUACACAUGAAAUAUCAUCGAUGAUUUCACAAAGUUGUCAAUCAGCAAAAUAUUUAUUUUGAGAAUGAAAAAUCGAAUGACUCUGGAUUGGACGCACAGCCCUAUAUUUUAAUAUGAAAACUACUUUCAAUAUCACCAUGAUAAUUGGUAUGUAGUAGACAUGGGUAGUAGGACACAGAUGGCGCUGUUAUCUCAAAUUCACCAAAACAAUGGCAGAUUGGUCACUUUGUGAAGUCAUCGACGAUAUGGUGGAUACAAAAUCUGCAAGGCAGCGCACUGGAGCUGUAAUUAGUUCCAGACAUACAUAUUGUAGUGUAUAUGUGCACGCUGCAGUGGCAUCACUGAAAUAUGUCUGUCUAAGUAUAGAACGAAUUCAUAAAGACUGAGAAUCUUGAACUUCAGAAAUUAAAAAAAUAAUCUUUUUUUUUUCAAAAGGGUGGGUAAAAGUUUCCAGAACUCAGAUGCUAUGUUAUUGAUUCAUUGUAAAGAUAUUACCAAGACGAACAAAAUGAUACCUUAUUCAGCUCAGAGAUAUAGAGCAUUUCGUCUAUAAGAGACAACAUUGAUUUUAAUUUCCCGUGCAAUGGCGUGAUGUCGGGCAUUCUCUGUCUUAAAGGGAUUUUAGAACCUCUUUAAAAUACGUACCAUUUCCUAAUCAGUCCGAUAAUCGAUACUAAAGGUGUUACACUAUUUGAGGCUUGUAUUUUGUAACAAAAACCAAGCAACAACAGGGCAAUAGUAGUGAUCGCCAUUGAAUUGAAGGCGGAUUAUCUUGCAAAAGCCCCCUAUUGUCAAUAUUGAAACCUAAUGCCAGUUAAGAUGUCGUAGUAUUGGUUCCAAAGUCUUUAUGAAUUCUUGAGUAUAGUGACAUGUUAUUUCAGAAUCCUGUUUAAUCAUAUGUAUCAUAGGAUGGAAACUAAUGUACCAGAAAGAGAGCACAACAUCGCAAUACUAUGAGUAUCGUUAAGGUUUUAUAUUUUUUGAAUUGAUAAGCAUAAUCUCUAGAUAUUGUUUUACCAGAAAAAAACUUACGUGCACGUUGCAGAAGCAUCAAGUAAAUGUAUGUUGUGUUUCUAAAUGUAAUUUAACACUUCUUCAUAAUUUCAUCUAUCUGUACAUGUACUCGUAUCUCCUACGGGACUGUGUGCAAUUAAACAUUGGACGUUUGACACUUCUCGACUUAGGAAGAGGAAGGGAUGGAAGUCUUGCGAGGGAAGUAAGCUAGUUAUAAAGUAAAGAAAUGUCACCAUAUAAUGCUGCCUGACUUCCAACUAUAGGGUAGCACGAAAAUCAAAAUCUUACCUCAUUUCAAAUUUCAAUCAGCAAAUUAUUGUCCAAUUGUAGAGGAUUUUAGAUUUUUCUCUUCUAAUUGCAGAAAUGUCUCGUCCAUAGAACACAAUUAUCCAAAUUCCGUCAAACCAAGACAUAAUUCAUGCUCAAGAGCAAAAUGACAUAUAUUAAAAGUGUUGCACAAAUUAUUUGAUGUAAUUAGCCAAGUUCAAAAACGUGCCGUUUUUUCUAUAUUGAAUCGUCACUUAUUAUCGAUCAUUUGCAAUGAUUGUGUUGUAAGCAAACAUAGCUGAACUGUUAAUCAAUGUACAUGUAAUUAUUGAACACGGUAAAUACAGUUUAGCAUUCGAACAACAUUACGGCAAGUCUGCGUUAGAGCAACUUUCAGCAAUUGGAAACCAUCUCCAAUGUCCUCCCUACUGUGAUUUGUUCACAAUCCUUAUUACCUUGAUUGCUGAGGGAAGUAUUCUGUGGUAAUCUUACGUAAUCUACCUUUGGCCAUGGAGUGAGGGACCUUGCUAGCUGCAUGCUGCUGUGCUGGCACUGCCAAGAUGCAAUUAUCUACCUGAAUCAACAGACCACAUUCUGUCAACUGAUAGAAUGACCCGAGGAAAUGUGAAGGAUCAGACGAGGUAAUAAGUUUUACCUCUCUUAGCGCAGAUUUGCGGUAAUGAAGAUGUCGAUUUUUUAUGCUGGAUGCCUGCAGAUAAUUUAAAAGGAUUAUUUGCUAUACACGAUGUUUUUAAAUGAAAAAUUGUGAACACUUUUAAAACUCGAUUCGAUUAGCUGUUUGCCACUGCUUCGCUUUGUAUUGAAGAAUGUUACAAAUAAGGGAAAGUAUCGGCCUACUGCGGCGCAAUCUCAUGUAGAAUUGUCAAAUUAUAGGUAAUAAAUAACUGAGAGGAUGAUAACAUGAAACUAAACGAUAAACGACAACAGUACCGACAAUGACGUAGAGAUAUUUUAUUUUGCUUGAGACCUGCAGAUGAUUUGAAAGGAAUAUUUGCUAUACACGUUGUUAUUUGAACAGAAAAUUGUGAACACUUUUUAAACUCGAUUCGAUUACAACCUAUGGAUAUCUAUUUGCGACUGCUUCGGUUAGUAUUUCGGACGUUACAAUGAAGGCCUACUGCAUGCUGCGCCAUCGCAUGUAGUAUUGCCAGAUGCUAGGUUAUAUUAGAUACAUAUAGGAUGAGGGAAAAUGCACCAACGGUAACCUCAACGUCAAAGAUCUAUAAACCCUUAUAGCAUUGGCACGAUCGUUUCGGCGCGACCGAAAAUCACGGCCAAGAUCAAAUGUUAAAUGUUAAUCUACUAGGCCUGCCAGGCCGUCAUGGUGUCAUGAAAAUUACACCGAGACUUGCAAUAGUUUGCUGACGAUUUGGAUGUUGAAGGUAGGUCUUUAAGCUCCAUGCGAUUACUGGUAGUGCGAUAAAAUCACACGCUCCUGCGAUGAAAAAGGCUGAGGCGACCCAUUGAAUAUUUUAAUCUUAUUCCAUCCCUGCCAGCCUCUCUCAGUCCAAAGGUCGCAGCGGUAGCCCUCCGCGUACUUUAGAUAAUAUUAGAUUUAGUGUUGUCGAUCAUCGUUAUAUCCUUUUUAGUACUCUCUAAUGAUUGGUGAAUUUGAACGAUAUUUUAUCGUGUUUAGUUAAUGAAUAUAGUGAUAAAAAGUAAAUGCUUAUCGUGGUGGCUGUUUGAAUGGGGCGUGAUAGCCGUGAUAAAUUAUCUCGGGUCGCCAACUCAAGUUGUGGUUUAAUUAGGAUUUUAUUUGAAAGUAGGUUGAAUAUUAUCAACUUGAAUUUUUAGAUGAUGAAGAAACCUCUGUAAUUAUACUUGCGUGUCGGUUACACGUUUAACGAUGUGAUUUUUUAUAUCUGAGACCAUCGUUAUUUUUUUAUGAAUCAAAUCGUUUCUACGACACAACCUAUGUAGUUUUUUGGGCUGUCCGUUAUUUAGAGAAAAUGUAAGCAAAGCUGUAGGUAUAUUUUGUGAACGAAAACAAUAAUGCUUGCACUUCUUAUUCUUUAUUUGUUUUUCAAUUGUAACGACCUCUUAACACAUAUAUGCCCUCUUACAAAUAAAGGUGUUUUAGCUUUUGAUAAACUUUUUAAGGUUUUUCGACCAACACAAAUAUGCACCCCGUAGAGGUUUUUUCAUCGAAAUGACAAACAUUCUAAUGUUUUUCACAGUCUCGAAUAAUAUAAACCCAUCUGGGGUUUUUCAUUUACCCCCAAAAAAUCGACGGGUGCAUAUUGGUGUUUACCUAUCUUCGAUAAAAGUUUUUUAGAAGUAAAAAAUACUUCAUUUCUAAGAGUGUGUCUUCACACUAUCUCUGCUGCUAUGUUUCAUCCUUUAUAGCUGUUACUUAUCAAUGUUUAUGUACAUACUUUCAUUUUUAUAUCAUUCAAAUAAUUGUACCGAUAGAUCUAGAAAUAAACAGUUUCCAAUGGGAAUACCGAGUCGUUCAUCCAGGAAACUGCUGCAGCUUUUGAUGUUUUUGCAUUUCAUCGUUGUGUGUAGAAUUUGUGCAUUCUGACUCAGUUUUGUAAAGUUAUUUAGAGAUGAUGACAUUUGAUAUGCUAUUAUUCAAAAAGGCCGGGUAUCUGUGGCCAGUUCCACAGUUCCGUAAAUCCCAUGCAAAAUGCUAAAUUUGAUGCUCGGAGUUACUUGAAUGCAUGUUAUGUUCAUGGAUGAUAAUACAUGUAACACACGUCCCAUCACGUUAGAUACAUACUACGAGUGUUGUUUUAGGUCGCAUUCAGUUUCCUAUACGAUAUUGACCUUCCGCGUCGCUUACGUCUACGAUUACGGAUUAUUUUAUUAAAAUUGAACAGAUGAAUAGGAAUACCAUGUACUAGAAUUCGUAUUUUUCGUGAGUUAAUUGUGGAACCUCGAUCAGUGCUUGUUUAAAAGAAGCCUUUGAUGCAAUGGUUUACAAGAGCAAAAUUCAAACCGAAACCAUACGACAGAAAAUUAAUAUUUUUAGAAACCUGGCGCCAGUUUUUUCAAAUGGCCACGUUGACCGCCUCGAUCUUCCGUAAAUGAAAUAAAACAACUAGCUAUAUCGUUCCUAACAAAUGAAUGUAUCAUUGACAUUGUCUAAUUAUUGUUAACCCCCGACUUGUUAUAUUAUAAUGUUGACUUUUUAUUUCAGACUAAAAAUGCACCUUUCAAAGCCCUAUAUGUGGCACGGGAAGUGUUAGUCAUGAUAUGUUGUUGGGUUUUUUGAUGGGAAGAGCCCGUUGCCUACUUCCAUGGUAUCUAUCUGUACUCUAUUUUAAUCUGUAAUCUUGUUAUAUUUCAAAAUGUUAAUCGCUGUUAAAAUAAAAAUCGUUGCCGUUGUCGUGGUUCACUA